AUGAUUCUGAGCGAGUACUUCCCCAUGGGGCGUCGAAUGCAAAUCCGCUUCAACCCUUCUACCUCUCUCCGUCGAAACCUCUCUGCGAAGCUGAUACAUCACGUUCGCUCGUCGUCAGUGGAUUCUUCGCUGUCGUCAUCUGCCGCUGCGGCUUUGAUAUCGGAUGCUAAAGAGAUCGAGGAUAUGAAGGCGAGUUGUGUUUUGCCUUUUACAGCUGCGGCUGCUUCUGUCUCGGCUAUUGUUCUGCCUGAGAGUAGUAGAUCCGAGAAAUCGAUGGUAAGGAUCCAAGACGGAGGCUCAAGGGAACCGAAUUGGGACCCAAUACGGACAUGGAGUGAUGAGAAGUCAUCCUCACUCGACGAUGUGGUCAACGCGAUUGGCGGCAUGUUCUACCAAGCUGCUGGAACCGUGGCCCAGGCUGGUAGACGCGUGAUGGGACAUCCAACCGACGCCCACGACAUCGAAACCGGCCACGCAGCGCCGGUAGUACUACAACAAAUAACAAAUGAAGAUCCGAGAUCGAGUCAAGAAGAGGUAGAUAAAGGGAAGAAUCUCAUGUCGUUGAUCAAAGAGAGCGGCAUGCAAACCGAUUACUUCGCGACCCUCCUCGACUCGUACGACAAGGUCCACGACAUGCUUCUCAGCAACGACGAGCACACGCAGAAGCGAAAGCAAUUCACAAUCUUCGUUCCCACGGACUCGGCCUUCCGGAAGCUGGAGGGCGUUUUCGAACUCAGUCGAGCGGAGCUACUUGGCGAGAUCCUCGAGUACCACGUUCUUCCGGGGCGGUUUACUUACCAAGACCUCCGUGGGCUGCAGACGGCGGAGACGGUUCUCGAAGAAGGUGGCGGCGGGGAGCUUCGACGGCAGAGGGUGAGGAUCGCGGAGGGGCCAUCCGGUGUCGAAGUCAACUUUUACGCACGGGUUCUCGCUUCCGAAUCGAGGGAGAGCGGAGAUGGUGCUGUUGCUGUUCACUUUAUCGACGAUGUUUUGAUUCCGCCACCGCGGUGGGAUGUGCUUGUCGGUGCUGCGGUGCCGGAGGAGACGCUGGGGACUUUUGCGAAGGCGAUGAAGAGGAGCGGAGUGAGCGAGGAAGUUCUGCGGCGCCAGCGUGGUGGCUCUGGGAUCACGGUGUUUGCGCCGUCGAAUGAGGCGUGGGAUAAGUUGGGCGAGGAAGCGAUGGACUUUCUCUUCUCUUCGCAGACGGGGGCGAGGUUUCUUGAGGCCUUGGUGAAGUACCAUUUUGUUGCGGAGGUGGUUUAUACGGACUUUUCCAAAGGCAUGGGGAUGGAGGGGAUAGAGGAGAAGACCGACGGGGGAGAAGACCUCGGAGAAGAUGCAGACGGGAUGGGGCGGGUGCGACGGGAUGUUCAGACUCUACUCGACGGGGCAAGGGUCUCGAUCGAGGCGUUGGUUUCUCGCAGUACGGGACCUGCGGGCGAAGGUGGACGGCUGCCGGUGGGCGUGAUGAAGAUGAAUGUUAGUGUGAAUGGGGCUGCGGUAUCAGCGAGAGAUGUGCCGGUCAGGGAUGGCGUCGUCCACAUCCUGGAUGAGGUGCUCUUGCCACCACCGCAACCGCCAGCGCCGUUAUUGUCGUCGUCUUCGUCUUCAUCUGAGAAGAGUGGUGUUGCGAGGAGCAGUGAGAGGAUUGACGUGGAGGAACUCAAGAGGCGGCUGGCCCGAUUUGUUGAGGUAGGAAAGGAGGGCGGUUGGGGCGAAGAGUUGUAG
This is a messenger RNA of Colletotrichum acutatum, 1728 nucleotides long. Its product is annotated as Fasciclin domain-containing protein. Gene Ontology annotation, biological process: macroautophagy. The record is from RefSeq and is a predicted model, not a curated record. The transcript has a single exon. The coding region runs from base 1 to 1728 and encodes 575 amino acids. Lineage: Eukaryota; Fungi; Ascomycota; Sordariomycetes; Glomerellales; Glomerellaceae. Gene Ontology annotation, cellular component: fungal-type vacuole membrane.